Messenger RNA from Oppiella nova, 2643 nucleotides. NCBI's taxonomy places the organism in Eukaryota, Metazoa, Arthropoda, Arachnida, Sarcoptiformes, Oppiidae. The record is from the annotation of a GenBank genome assembly.
AUGGACACCACCAAAGAGGCUCUCGAAGUGCUCUUCUAUUAUCACAACCAAAAAGUUAAGGUUCAUGUCGUAAAGUUUGACCCGUACUUAACCCACGGGAAUGAGGCGUUCACUCAUCACAUCUCUCUGUACUCCUGCAUACAUCCCAACCCUAUUAUGUUAGAAGAAUACCUCAACGACGAGGGCUCUGACUGUACGGACAGCGCAGUUAUGCCCAAAGAUUUGAAUCAUUGUUUUGUACCGAACCUAAUGUGGGCCGUAGGCGCCGGGUCUUUCAAUCUACCGCCUGAUGUGGCCUUUCCAUUGGGUUCACCACAAGAACACACGUAUGUAAUGCUUAACAUACACUACGAUAAUCCGGAAAACAUUGCAAAAGUGGUCGAUUCGUCCGGAAUUCAAGUCUUUUACACAAAGAAUCACAGAAAGUAUGAGGCCUUCAAUAUGGGUAUCGGUUCACCACUGGAUAACCGCAUAUUCAUACCUCCAAAGCAACAGCACUUCCACAUCACUGGCCACUGUCACACCAAAUGCUUUGAAAAUUUUAUGGACCCUGAUGGUGUGAAGGUGUUUGCCAUAUGGCCUCACGCCCACCUCUUAGCGACUAAACUAAAAGUGAGACAUUUCCGAGACCAGGAGGAGUUGCCAUGGAUUGAGUUCGACCAGAAUUAUGACUUCAAUUUGCAAUCAUUUCGUGUAUUGAAUCCAAUGAGAAAAAUCAAAUUUGGAGACCAAUUGACUGUUGAGUGUGAAUACGACUCGAGUGCCAAAAAUAAAACCGUUUUGGGUGGGUACGGCACCAGUGAUGAGAUGUGCACCGCAUGGCUCUACUAUUACCCCAAAAUGAGCAAAACUAAGCCCUGUUUCAGUGGACUCACUGAUGAUAACAGGCGAAGAGUAGCCGGUAUUUCAUCCAAGUCUUCACUGAGUGCUUCCCGACUGACUGACUAUUUGAGUUCAAAACAGGACUGGAAUCAAUCAAUUCUUGACAAAUCAUAUGAUAUUAUGUUAAAUAUAACACAAAGACUUGAGUGUUAUUGGCUUAAGACUGGCAAUGAAUAUGAAGGACUCGUUGGCUAUCCUUAUAUUAAACAACCCUAUCCAUCGCCACAUUUUUGGUGUACCGACACAGACAUCGGUUUCAAAAUCCUCCCCGAAAUAGAUUGGUUUGACUGUUGUGUUCAUUACCUUUCAUUUGUGUCAUCUAUUGAUACAAAUGACUGGAACUAUCACUUAUGGUUAGAUCCACACGAGAAAUAUAGCCUUAAAUGGAAAGUCGAUUCAAACAAUCAAAGCAUUACUUUCUUAUGUGAAGUCCAGACCAGAGGUUGGAUUGGUUUCGGUCUUUCACCCAAUGGUGGUAUGAAAUCAAGUGAUUUGAUUAUUGCAUGGAUUGACGACAACACAGGAAUCACUUAUUUUAAUGAUCGGUUUGCUUCGGAAGAAUCGGUGCCACAAAUAGAUGAGAGUGAGGACUGGUAUCUCAUAGACUCAGUACAGAACUCAACGCAUACUAUCAUUCAAUUCAGUCGACCCCUCAUUACUUGCGACCGAAACAAAGACCGAGACAUCACUCGAGACACAACUCGUCUUAUCUAUGCGUUCAGUGAUUCCGACCCCAAGUCUGUGACAGACAUUAAAAUUCAUGGACACCACCAAAGAGGCUCUCGAAGUGUUCUUCUCUUGUCUCAACCAAAUUCUCUGGAAUCUGAGCCACAAGAAUAUGACUUAAAAUCUCUUGUUUUGAAUGUUAAAAACGUGGCCUUUUCAUUAGGCGACGACCCGUCCAACACUUACUUAAUGCUUAAUAUACAUUACGAUAACCCGGAUCACAUUGAAGGGUUGGUUGACUCUUCAGGACUCGAACUCUUUUAUACGAAACAGUACCGCAAAUACGAGGCAUUCCUUAUGACUAUUGGCUCCACAUUUGACUACCGAAUGCUUAUACCUCCCCAUCAGAAGCACUUCCAUGUCAACAGUCAUUGUCACACAAAAUGCUUUCAAAAGACUAUGAAUGAGAACGGAAUCACUGUAUUUGCUGUAUUCCUUCACAUGCAUUAUUUAGGACGAAGAAUAAAAAUAAGACAUUUCAGAGGCACUCGGGAGCUUCCAUGGCUUGACUUUGACCACAAUUAUGACUUCAAUUUACAACCGUUUCGCACAUUGAGUCCAACCGUUCAAAUCAAAUCCGGGGAUCAGUUGACCGUUGAAUGCGAUUACGACUCGAGUCAUAGGAAUACAACUACUUUUGGAGGUUUGCGUACGAGUGAUGAGAUGUGUUUGGCUUUCCUCUACUAUUACCCGAAAUUAAGUCAAACUAAUGUCUGCGUGAGCGGACUCACCCAUCAGUCCAUACAAAGAUUGGCAGACAUUGACGAAGACAUUGAGUUUGGAAACGAUUCAGAGCUCAUUGAUUAUAUCAGGGCUAAAUCAGGCUGGAAUGAGACAGUGAUUAAGCAAACAAAUGAACUCAUCUUAAAGUCUAAGCAAAAGCUCGAGUGUUUUGUCUUCCGUACGGGCCUUGACUUAGAGUUUAAUGAACUCAUCGGUUAUCCAAAUGUGAAGCAAGUCUACAAACCCGUCAAAUAUGACUGCAAAGCCAGUGUCAUUCAAAUCACCAGCAAUACUACUCACCUUAAUCAUUGA